AUGGAACCACAGAUUGGCUGCCUCGCUAUUACUGCUACCAGUAGGAUUCUACGCAGCACUCUUUUAUGGAGUUGGGCUGGUCAGAGCGGUUCUGGUUCUAACAAGGAAACAAUUUCUGGCGAAGCAGUCGGACCAGUUUGCACACAGUGCGAUGCCGAAUUUAGACGAUAUCUAGAGCUGGCAGAACACUGUAAGCUAUGCUUUUUGGGCGAAGAUGGUGGGAAGACGGACGAAGCAAGUCGUCGAGAUGCUGAAAACAAUAACAGCUUGAAAGAAGAAGAGCAAAUGGUAUUCCCGUUUGGUAGUCCGGAUACCAGCACUACAAGAACUGGCUGUGCUUCAAUCCAUCCUUUACCAGCUUCAACACCAACAGAUGAUGCAGCUCAACCUGAUACAGCAAUUGCAACUGCAACUGCAAAUCAAAAAGCCGAAGGACAUUAUCAAACCACCAAUGACGAAAAGCAGAGGUCCAACACCAGUCACCGUCAAACCGGAAUAGCCGCCAGAAUCAACACCAACUCCACUACCAGCAUUCACUGUGUCGUCCUAGCCUUACCCGCCUAUCUCCCUUCCGCCCCCCUCCAUUUCCUCAUCGUUCGCUUCUUCCAUCAUCACCUACCUCGAUCCUCCGCCUUCCCCGAUUGA
This is a messenger RNA of Nezara viridula (southern green stink bug), 645 nucleotides long. Lineage: Eukaryota; Metazoa; Arthropoda; Insecta; Hemiptera; Pentatomidae. The record is from the annotation of a GenBank genome assembly.